Molecule: messenger RNA, 1257 nt
Organism: Strongyloides ratti
Lineage: Eukaryota; Metazoa; Nematoda; Chromadorea; Rhabditida; Strongyloididae
Product: Calcineurin-like phosphoesterase domain, lpxH type-containing protein
Exons: 9
Coding region: 1-1257 (418 amino acids)
Molecular function (GO): hydrolase activity
Source: RefSeq, a predicted model, not a curated record
AUGGCAAUUUUCAAUUUAUUAUUUCUACUGCAUGUUAAAACAGAAAAGUGUUAUAGUUGUGGAUCUAAAAGAGUAUACACAUUAUGGCCUAAGAAUGAAGAUGAUAAUUAUCAAUAUAUAAAUGAGUUACCUUUUCUUUUAUCUGAUAGUUGUGAAAAUGUAAAAGAAGAACUACCAAUAGUUGAUUGUAUAAAUAGUGUUUGUGCUAAAGUUGUAUUACAAUAUUAUGAUAAAGAUAAUGAAAUGGUUUCAGAUAAUCAAAGAAAAAAUCUUAUAAUAAGAGAUUGUUGGAGUAGGGUAUUGAAUGUAUCAGGAUCAUAUUUUGAAAAUGGACCUUAUAUAGAAAGAAAGGUACAUUUGUUAGAAAAUUUAGAAACUAAAAACACAGUUGGAUAUGUCUUUACAUGUUCUGGAUAUCUUUUUGUUUUCCUGGUUGAUAUGACUUAUUCAAUGGAUUAUGUUCAUGUUGAUCCAUUAUCUAAGAAACCUAUAGAAUUAUGGAAAAAAUAUGUUAGUGAAGGUAGAAUAAGUCAACCAACAAAAACAUUAAGUUUGGAUACACCAAUAUUUAAAGAUAAAGUAAGAUUUGUUGCAAUAUCUGAUACCCAUGAAAAGUUAGAUGAAGUCCUUAAACAUAUUCCAAAUGGUGAUGUAUUAUUACAUGCUGGAGAUUUUACAAAUUAUGGAGACAUUGGUGAAAUAAUUAAAUUUAAUGCUGAAUUAGGUUUUGAGGAUGGUGAAACAAUGACAAAACGCCAAUUAACAACAUUAAACAUGUUAGGAAUGAAAAAGCCAUAUGAAUUAUUAACAAAUUGUAUUUAUUUAUGUGAUAAAGAAAUUAAUUUAUUUGGAUUAAAAAUAUAUGGAAGUCCUUGGCAUCCAAUGCCAGGUUAUGCAUUUUAUCGUCCUCGUGGACAACCUAUUCUUCAUAAAUGGAAUCAAAUUCCAACAAAAAUUGAUAUACUCCUUACUCAUACACCCCCUCUUGGUCAUGGUGAUUUUAAUUCAUGGGAAAAAUGUGAUGGUGUAUUAGCUGGGUGUGCAGAACUUUUAAAUACUGUUGAAAUGAGAGUAAAACCAAAAUAUCAUGUAUUUGGACAUAUUCAUCAAUGUAGAGGAGUAACAACAAAUGGUACAACAAUAUUUAUUAAUGCUGCUAUUUGUGAUCAUAAACUUAACAGUUGUUAUAAACCCAUUAUUUUUGAUGUUCCUUUACCACCAGGAGUAACAAAAGAAGAAUCUCUUGGAAAAAAUUAA